This is a messenger RNA of Racocetra fulgida, 569 nucleotides long. NCBI's taxonomy places the organism in Eukaryota, Fungi, Glomeromycota, Glomeromycetes, Diversisporales, Gigasporaceae. The record is from the annotation of a GenBank genome assembly.
AUGGAGGAUAGAGCCCUUGAACAAAGAAGUUUAUCAGAUGAUGUAAAUAAUAUGACUGAGGGUGGUGUCAUAGAUACGAAAAAUCAGCUUAAAGAAAAUACUGAAGUACUUGAAACCGUAAAAGAUCAAAAUAAUGAAAUUAAGAUAGCACUUAACGUAAUUUUUGAGGAAGUUAUUGAAAUUAAAAAGAAAAUGUACAAAAGAGAAAUUUCAUUAGUUGCACCGCAAAUUGAAAUGAAUAGAUUAAGAGAGGAUAACGACCGAACAUCAUUAUCAGAAAACAGAAAAAUAUUCAAACGUUUUUAUGAUGGAAAAGAGGUUGCAUGCAAACGAAUCAGCAUUCCUAAUGAUGAUGAAAAAUGGAAAAUGACCAAAAAUCGUAUUAAUGUUUUCAAUACCGAACUUUACCAACUAAAUAGAUUAAUUGAUAAUAUAGAGGAUUACAAUACUGAUGAAAAUAUUCCUACAUCUGAAGAAACAAGCGAUGAUGAGGAUGGUUUGUACGUGAGUAAUGAAAUCCCACCUCUUAUUCCUCCAUUAGAAGAUGGCCUUAGAGCGCACAGGAAUAA